GAUAAUUUGGACAGCUCAGAAAAUUUCAUAUUUUCGCACAUUUGUCAUGUUGUCUUCUCGCUCGCUUCCGCCAAUUGACUCUAUUCCGCCUGGUUUGCCCCUGCCGCAGCCGCUUCCAUCUCCCGUAUUCUCCCCGCAGACCUCGCCAGCGCCCUCUCUUUGGCACGACGCGCACGCUCCUCGUAGCUCAACCGCUCUCCCGGCGGCGGCGGCACCUGUGGCUUUUUAUGCCACUUGGCCCAGGUUUCCCCCUUAUCGAUGGACAGCGGCCCGUUGGUCGGGGCUUGAACGACGGCCAGCUUGGUCUCGGGCGGCCAGGGCUCGGAACGUCCCUGAAGCCUGGCAUUGGCGUCUAGGAUCCUGUCGCGCAGCGCCAUAAGCCACGGGUGCACAGCCGAAACGUAUUCGUGCACCGUAACGGAGGCGCCGCUCACCUUACCCUGCAUCCUCGCGUCUCUGGCCCAGGGCCGUGGUGAUCCGCAGCACUCAAGCAGAUACGUCUCGCUAAUUUCGCCCAGGGGGUGUUCGCCGAAACGUUCCCGGCCAAAACGCGCCACAUACCCCGCGCUGUCGUCCAGGUGGUAGCAAUCAUAAGUUUCCGCCACCAGAGAUCGAUACAGUAGGCGUAAUUUCCGAUCUGGGGGCUUUAUAGCCUACGAAGUAUAAAUGCUCUACCCUUCGUCAGAAUGCAAACCUUAGAUAGAUACAACCGAAACAACGUUCAGGCAAAUUCGGGCCAAUAUCGUCUCCAUCAGCAACAAUCAGCCGCUUGCGACCCUUGUUCUGUACGCGAGUUUUCGUCGCAUCGCAUACCAACUCAGUAAUCAGGCCUCAAUCAAUAAUUUUCUUCCAGCCUAAAGCUUUACGCACAAUGUCGACCAACUCCACCAAUCUCAACCAGCCAUCAGAGACGGCACAAGCGCAGGUGCAAUCGAACGCUGGCAAUAGCGAAUCAUUCUCGUCCCUAGGCAUUAGGAACAACAACAUCAACGAGGCUGAAGGGGUCAAACUUUCUGAAAAGCAGAAAGUCAUUGUUGGAAGCGUACUUGAUCUUUUUGAGGGUAACCCGACCCUCAAACACUUUUCGCUAUGGAAUCCAGACGCUAUAUUUGAAGAUCCUAUCACCAAGGCUGCUGGAGAAUCUAAAUACAAGGCGCAAUGGUAUGGUCUUCCUGCCGUCUUCCACCCGAUAAAGCUGCAAUCCCACAAGGUGAUCGAUUCCGGCAACCCAAUACGUCUAGAGGUGUCCAACAAGUACGUGGUCCGAGGCAUCGGCAAAGAGCAAGUCAUCAACAGUGUCGUCGAGGUUUUCUUAAAUGACCAGAAUGGUCGGAUCGACAAGGUCCUCGACAAAUGGAACGGCAAACUACCUGAGAACGUUGUUGCCGACGCGUUCCGGAAGCUGAACGCUGUGACUGUGCCAAUGUUUGUGACAAUACCAAAGACGGAAGAGGAUGAUAUGAAAAUGAAGGCGGCUAGAGACAAGGAGAACGAGAAGAAAUAGAUGACAAGGAGCGCAAAUGGAAACAAUGGCGAUUCCUUUUUCUUUUCUCUUUUGUUUUAGUUCUCGUAGGUUAUUUCUUAUCCACCGAUAGCAUAUCUUGUUCAAAGUAACAUUGUUCUUGUUAGAGACACUUUUACAGAAUUAAAUUGAACGUGAUUACCGGCAGGACGCGUCACAUUCUUACUAGUAC
This is a messenger RNA of Pyricularia grisea, 1694 nucleotides long. RefSeq lists its product as uncharacterized. The record is from RefSeq and is a predicted model, not a curated record. NCBI's taxonomy places the organism in Eukaryota, Fungi, Ascomycota, Sordariomycetes, Magnaporthales, Pyriculariaceae. Bases 872 to 1504 code for a protein of 210 amino acids. The transcript has 5 exons.